AAGCAGUGAUUCCACCAAGUAUUCUCCCAUUUUCAAUCUCCUCUCUCUCUCUCUCUCUCUCUGAUAUGUAGAUUUUUUGUGUCAGAAGUCAGAACUCAUUCUCCUUUGCGGUUAAUUUUGUCUUUCUGACUACUUCUGGGCAAGCCACCCGGACCCUUUGUGUCAGAAGGAAAAUCUACUUCCCCAUUAACGCUGCUUUGUCCUUGGAUCUAUAUAUCCCUAAAAGGCAACACCCGGCCACAACCUUUGGUUUUAAGUGCAACCAAACCCAACAUCCCAAAACCCUAAUAUUCUCUCUUUGCGACUAUGAAUCGGCCUAGGCGCUCGAUCUCUUCGAACCCUGCUAGUACAGUAAAAUCUAGGUUCACCAAUGGCUUCCUUCAAGCCUUGUUGAGAAUAAACAGGCAAAGAACCAGUACUGCAUAUACCCCUAGGGAGAUCUUUCGGGGAUACCUCAGAGUCAAGAUUGCAGCUGAUGUUUCCAUGGCUUCUGCUAUCGGCUCAAGGAGAGCCUGGAGUCGAGCUGUGCUUCGCAAGGUUCGUAGCCAUAGACGAGACGGUGCUCAGGUUAGAAGAAUGAGCUUUCUUGCCAUGAGGAAAAGAAAUUUAUAUGGGAAGAUCAAGUGUGACGAGGACGUAGGUUUUUACCAAGCCAACGUGCUACGAAAACUGGUGCCUGGUGGUGAAGCCAUGGAUAUGUGCUGCUUGUUAAGUGAGACUGCUCAUUAUAUAAAGUGCCUCAAUAUCCAGCUAAAGGUGAUGAGAAGAAUUGCUGAAAAUUUCUCUACUACUUGAGAUCGAUAUAUCAUCAUUUAGAUUGACUUUUGAGUGGGAAUAUUAAUUUCGACCAACAAAAUGAAAUUUUAUCUGGAAAAUAAAUUUCCAUCCUCAUGAUCUCGAUCAGCUGGUGGCCGGAGGAAAGGAAAAAAUAGUACGGUAAAUUAUGAAUAUUAUUAUUUGUAUGUUUUGAUCUUUGCUGUUGUUUGAUUUUGAAUGUUUUUAAUUAAUAGCUAGCUAGCUGUAUUAUUGUUCUUGCUGGAUGCAGCCUCAGAAAUUCAUGAUAUGCAGUGAGCAAUAUUGGUUUAUAUAUAAGCAGAUCAUGGGUUUUAUCA
Carya illinoinensis is the source of this 1112-nucleotide messenger RNA. Its product is annotated as transcription factor IBH1-like. The transcript has a single exon. Gene Ontology annotation, biological process: regulation of DNA-templated transcription. The coding region runs from base 307 to 795 and encodes 162 amino acids. Lineage: Eukaryota; Viridiplantae; Streptophyta; Magnoliopsida; Fagales; Juglandaceae. The record is from RefSeq and is a predicted model, not a curated record.